Molecule: messenger RNA, 276 nt
Organism: Cooperia oncophora
Lineage: Eukaryota; Metazoa; Nematoda; Chromadorea; Rhabditida; Trichostrongylidae
Source: the annotation of a GenBank genome assembly
AUGAAUUACACUGUUUUUAGGUGUUCCACUUGUUCGGAGGCUAUGUGCAGUGAUGGGGAAUGCCUUUCUCGUCGACAACUCUGUGAUGGUAAUGCGGACUGUACAGACGCAUCGGAUGAGCAAGGCUGCAGUGGUAUUUCUUUUCGCCUGAUGGACGGUAACGAAGUGAGCGGAAAUGUGCAGGUUCUAUUCAAAAGUGUUUGGCAACCUGUUUGUCAACAGCACAUCGAACAAAUAGCUGCUGAUAAAAUUUGUAGCAGCAUGAACAUGGGGUGA